AUGGCAUCAAAACGAGAACGACAUACAAGUGUCGUUUUUCCACAGAACGACGUACAAAAUCGAGAAGAAGGUCUUGGAGUAUGUGGUAUGGCUCUUGUUGUAUUAUCUUAUAUACUUUGUGCAUUAACAUUUCCAUUUUCACUUUUUCUUACUUUAAAAGUUGUAAAGGAAUAUGAACGAGCAGUUAUUCUACGUCUUGGUCGAACUCUCACUGUUGGCACCAAAGGCCCUGGUUUACUCUUCGUUUUACCAUGGAUUGAUUCAAUAGAUAAAGUCGAUUUACGAACUGUUACUUUUGAUGUUCCUCCUCAAGAAAUUCUUACACGAGAUUCAGUGACAGUUUCAGUCGAUGCUGUUGUUUAUUUUCGAAUAUCUAAUCCAAUAAUAAGUAUAACUAAUGUUGCAAAUCCACGUGUUUCAACACAAUUACUUGCAGCUACAACACUUCGUAAUAUUUUAGGUACAAAAACUUUACAAGAAAUUUU
Molecule: messenger RNA, 485 nt
Organism: Rotaria sordida
Lineage: Eukaryota; Metazoa; Rotifera; Eurotatoria; Philodinida; Philodinidae
Source: the annotation of a GenBank genome assembly